AUGUCAAACUUAUCUCGGAGCAGUCAAUCAUCAAGAAGUUCUUCUCAAAAACCUAAUACAAAAAGACCUUAGAGAGACAAAAGAAAGAAGAAUAACUCUGAUGAAUAUGACAGUCCCAUUGAAGAUGAAGAUGUAUCUUAAUAUGAGGGCAUCAGAUCCAAAAAUAAACAACAACCCUUAUUGGGUCCUGGUAGAUUUAACAGAAGAGAAAAUAAACUCAAAAAACCAAAUUCUGUCUCUGCACCAGCGGCAACAUCAUUUCUAUACAAACCGGGAGCAGAAUUACCCAAUCUAUCCAAUUUCAUCAAUUAGACUAUAGAAAUUCGAAUUGCUUGUGAAUAUAUCAACAAAUACAACCAAGCUUUAAUACUUCGAUAGAUUUGGGGAUCCAAUGGUGUCUAUGCUAGUCACAGUGAUGCAGUCUGUAUUGGCAUACAUGCAGGUCUCUUGGCUCUUGGAGAUCUCAAAUUAACAGGGACCUUCUAUUAAGGAGUUAGUCUAUCCUGCAAAGUCAUUAAAGGCAAAAAAUCAUUAAAUGGUUAAUUAAAAGUGCCUAUCCUAUCAAGAUCUCUUAAAACUCCUUGUGCUCAUUGUUUGAAACCCGAGAAAGUGAAUUGGUUGCCCCAAUUGGGAUCUCCUGAAUAAUUGAUAAGUUGGGCAAGAAAAAUGUCUUUGCCUCCCAAUAGAAGACUGACCAAAAGAACUCAUCUAAACGUAUUCUUACAUGAACCUCCUUAAACCAGUCUUCCAGAAAAUCUGCUAGUUAAUAAUUUACCUCCUUUAAAUGAAGGCUGGAUUGUAUGGGAUAUGUGCAAUGAACCUAGUUAGAAAUACAAUCUACUUACAUUCUUAGAUAGACAAACAGCCUAAGGAAUUCCUAGUAGAACUUCAUAUAAACUAAAAACCAACUGUCUAUACAUUGAAACUAGCAUUAAGAAAUUUGAGAUUUCAAUGGAUCCCAAUAAAAUUGCUGAUGAAGUCUUUUUAGAUUCAUAAGUUUUUAUGGUCUCUGAAAUUAUAGUACCUUAACAAUCAGAUAUUGAGAUGUUAUAAAAAUAUGGAGUUCCAUUGCCUAAAGAAUUUAAGAAAUUAACCUUUGAAAAAUUGAAAUGGACCAAUUUUGAAUGGGGGAAUGAUAAUGUCGUUAUUGAUGGACAAAUGACAAUCCAAGGUUUGAAGAGCUUUAAAUUUGUACCAAUUACAAAGCAUUAACAUUUAUGA
Molecule: messenger RNA, 1221 nt
Organism: Paramecium tetraurelia
Lineage: Eukaryota; Ciliophora; Oligohymenophorea; Peniculida; Parameciidae
Exons: 4
Source: RefSeq, a predicted model, not a curated record